Messenger RNA from Schizosaccharomyces cryophilus OY26, 3666 nucleotides. RefSeq names its product ubiquitin carboxy terminal hydrolase Ubp2. The transcript has 2 exons. Lineage: Eukaryota; Fungi; Ascomycota; Schizosaccharomycetes; Schizosaccharomycetales; Schizosaccharomycetaceae. The record is from RefSeq and is a predicted model, not a curated record. Gene Ontology annotation, biological process: regulation of proteasomal protein catabolic process; protein deubiquitination; proteasome-mediated ubiquitin-dependent protein catabolic process. Gene Ontology annotation, molecular function: proteasome binding; cysteine-type deubiquitinase activity. The coding region runs from base 103 to 3483 and encodes 1126 amino acids.
ACAAUAUUUAGUUCUUUCUUUUCUCUUCAAUAUCUCCCUUAUUUCUUGCAUAAACUAUCUCAUUUUGUAUCGGUAAAUACCUGAAUAUUUGAUAUUCAUCGAAUGGCUGAUAUGCAGGGUCUUAAAAUUAGGAAGAGCCCUAACCGAUUAAUACAAGAUUUAGACGUCUUUGACGGAUCUUCUAAAGAUUGGAAUAACCCUUGGAGCUCUCAUAAUGCUAAAUAUCAUUGGCAAUUGCACUUCGCUUCUGUUGAUUCCGUUGAGCAAAAUCCUUAUGACUUCUGGUGCGUUUGCCAGAAAACCCGAAAGCAUAUGCACGUACAAAUACAAAAAGAAAACGGUUUUCCAUUAAUAAAGGAACCUGGGGUGGAUUUUACCCCACCAGAGAAAAUAAUCGCAUUCUGUAUGAUGGAGGAAACAGAACUGCUUAAUGAACAUGUUGAGAACACUCCUAAUUCAUCAGUAUGCUCUGCUGUGCAGUGGAAGUCUGAAGAUGGAAAAAUAAGCGUGAAAGUUGAAUGGAGAGACAGUUAUUUGGAUGCUUCAUGUAUUAAAGACAUCAUAGACUCUCGACGUCCUUCCUUUGCUUCUUUAAUUGCAAAAAAAUCGGCUUCUCAACAACAGUCACCUCGAUCUUCGCAUCCUUCCCUCUAUACAACAUUUGCUUCUCUGGAGCUGUUUCUUCGCAAUGUGUUAUUCAAUAAUGAUCAUCGUACUAUCAGUGCUGCUCCGGAAGGUACUUUUGAGAAGCACGUUGGAAAAGGACCUCAUAUUAAAAAACUUAUGAACCUUUUAUCAUUUCACUUUAAUUCUGAAAACGUAAAUUUCGUUCCAAGCAUUGCAAACGAACCUUUAACUAAUGAGCAAAAAAUAAAUUUAACGUUAGCUCGAAAUGAGCUCAUUAUAUUGGCAAAUAACUAUCGAGAUGGAUUAAAGGAUCCUCUCGUCCCUAGUCCAAAUGCAUCCGCAAAAUUAGCCCGUCCUUAUUUAAUUUCUGCUUUACAUGUUCCCGCUUAUAACAGUGUUGCUCCCAUGUACACUUCAAUCUUCCAUCAAAACAGUGCUUCUUUGCCCGAUGACCCUGCUUUUAUUGCGCUUGGUGUUACGAAUGAUUACCCUGAUGAUUUAGUUUGUUUUUUUUAUAACAAACAAAAAGAGAAUGACCCGGAUAAUGCAAGGAUUUAUGUAGAUGCUCUCGCACAUAUUUAUAAUCUCAGAAAAACUGCAGCGCUGAAGGAUCAACUUCAAUCGGAUAGAAACAUUGGUCUUGUUUCUAGUGACACUAUACAAGCAGCUUAUUCUUCUCUAUCUUUAGUCACAGAAGUUUCUGCUUUAGCCCAUAAUUUCAAAUAUACGGAUGAGGAUAUAUUAAACACGUUUCUGAAGUUCAUAGAAAAGCAUCCUGAAUCGAUACGAGUUCAGCGCGAGAAUCUGGAAACAAUUGCUUAUGCUAGAAACAGUAAAGGACUUUUGGAAUAUCUUCGUUCUACACACCGAAUAUUUUAUAGUAUCGACGAGGCUUGUACUUGGCUUGGAAUUACUCCAGAUACUGAGGACGGUAUGGUCGCUUCUGUUGCAUUGGUCAAAUUUGAGGACGAUUCUUUAAAAGCAAUAGAGGCGGUAAAAUGCAUUGCCGAGGAAAGAAAUAGUUCCGUUUUGUAUGAAUUCUUAGCUUCUCAGGACCCUUCUUAUAUUCCCCAAAUCCCUGACUCUUUCAUGACCACUGACGACGCUUAUGAAACACUUGCAGUCCAGGACCGUGACGUUUCGGAUGAUAUGUUAAUUAAUGUUUAUAACUUUGCGGUCGAGGAUCAACCAGAGCUAUCAGACCGCUUGAAGUCUGCAUUGAAUUGCAUUGGCAAAUCUAGGAAUUCAAAACUGAUAAUGCACUUUUUGGAACAUGGUAACCUGGACGUUCCUGAGGAGCCACCCAAUUUAAAUGUUCCUGUAGGAUUGGAAAACACAGGAAAUUUUUGUUAUUUGAAUUCCUUGCUCCAAUAUUAUUUUAUCAUUAAGCCUCUUCGUGAUGCAGUUUUGGGGAUUGACCAUAAUAAAGACAUUUCUAUGGUAAAAGACAGAGGAGCUGUCAAAAAGGUUGGUGGUCGUAGCGUAAACCGCAUUGAAUUUUUACGCGCUUUACAAUUUACCUAUGAGCUUCGUUCUCUCUUUCAGCAGCUUAUUACCACUAAAUCUUCAUCUAUCCUUCCAUCAUCAAAGUUGGCGUAUUUGGCUUUAAUCCCGUUAACUAUGGAACAAGUCAAUUCAACAUCCUCAUCUGUAAUUCACCCAAUGGAAUUAAGCAAUGCAUCUUUGGAGAGCCAUCAACACACUCAACAAACCGCUGCUCCUUCAAACAGCAGUCGCUCGACUUCCGCUUCGGAUUUAGUCAAUUUGCCUUCUAACAAUGAACAAGAUACACAAAUAGCUUAUUUUGAUAUAUCAGAAGAGGAGAUAAAUUCAUCUCUGGAUUUGGGACGCCAGCAGGAUGUUGCCGAAUGCAUUGAUCACGUUUUAUUUCAAAUUGAGGUUUCUUUAGGCCCGACGAAAGAUAACGAAGGAUCAAAAAAUUCAGAUGAAGAUUUGAUUCGAAGAUUAUUUUAUGGUAAAACCAAGCAAACAUUACAUGAUGAUAGUCAAGGAACCAGAUCAAGUGAAGAAUUGUAUUCGCAUCUGAUUGUCGAUUUGUAUACAGAAAGACAAACCUUAUAUGAUGUUUUGGAUGGUGUAUUUGAGACGGUAACACUUGAUUUAGGCAAUGAAACUACUAAAAGAUCUUUGUGUAUUAAAGAACUUCCGAUGAUUUUGCAGCUACAAAUCCAACGAGUACAAUUUGAUCGAAGUACCGGUCAACCCUUUAAAUCCAAUGCCUACGUCGAAUUUGGGAGAGAGUUACAUAUGGACCGCUAUAUGGAAGAUGAAAAUGGGCAAAUGGCUCCAUUGUUGGAUGAAUAUUGGAACAUGAAACAAAGAAUUGGUGAACUGCAACAGCGUCAAAAAUUUCUAAUGACUACGAAUUCACAACUUUUAUCUUCAGUAGAUACAUUAACUACACUCUCAGCUUGGGCUGAUGAUCAAAAACGCUCACGAUUGCCUAUAAGCAAAAAGUUGCCUCAACUUCUUCAGGAAGAGACUGAAAAAAUAAAAGUAGAGCUCAAGGCUAUGAAACAGGAAGAAAUACGAUUACAGGAAGAGAGAAUGCAUUUGUUUGAUGGCCAUAUGAAACACAGUUAUGACCUUUUAGCCGUUUUUAUUCAUCGAGGACAGGCAACUUUUGGACAUUAUUGGACAUAUAUGCGUGAUUUCAACACUAACGUUUUUCGAAAAUAUAAUGACGAAUAUAUUACAGAGGUUGAUGAAAACGAGGUUUUUGCAGACACUACGGGAAAUACCGCUAAUCCUUAUAUGCUAACAUACGUAAGGAAAGACUGCAGGCAUCUUAUUGAGUGUCUGUCUCGCAACCCAGAUCUGUCCUGUGAAAAUUAGAAGUAAAGUGAGCAGUCAUUUCAAAAUUUUGGACUCAAAACUUUGGAUUAUAGAGUUUAUGCAUGAUAUUUCAUAUGUUAUGUUUACUGAUGAUAUUGAAUCCUACUUUAGACAUUUCAAUUAAAAAUAAUAAAAAAGCGUUUCUUAUCCUUCAAUCUGGGUCCCCAGUUAAGCCAUUAUGAG